AUGCUUCACCAAAUUGGAAUCACGACUAUCCUGUUCACCGUCGCUUCUGCGAGUCCCUCGCUUCUCUCUCGGGCGUCCUCUCCCGCACCCAUUAGUGUCGGCAUCCCCGCCUCUCCGCCAGCCAAUGUCUCCCAACUUCUCGACCCUUACCUCAUCUCAUUCUCGAUAGAGCCUGCCUUCCUGAACGAGUUCCUCGGAAACAAGACGACACCCAACAAGCUUGGUUUGAGCUUGUUCAACACCCUUGCGUCGAAGACUGGUGGAAUUGGUGUUAGGCCCGGAGGAAACACAGUCGACUCCUCCAUCUACGAUCCAACUCUUGUCGGUGAUCAGCAGUUGGUUCUGAGUCCCUCUGCCGCUGUCUGGCAAACAAGAUACGGGCCGUCUUACUUCGACUCCCUCAACUUGUUGCCUGAUUCGACCAAAAUUACCAUGGAUAUCAACCUGCGCAAUGCGUCGUAUGAGUUGUCGAAGGCUCAGGUCGCUGCCGCACAACAAAUCCUUGGGAGCAAAUUGGACGCAGUAGAAAUUGGAAACGAACCCGACUUCUACGGUCGCCAGACCUACAGGAAUGCAUCUACAUGGAGCCCGGAAGCGUACGCUGCACAGUUCGUCGAAUGGUCUCACAAUUUGACCUCCGACUUGAACCUCCCCAAAAACUUUUUCUGGCCCGGUGGCUACGCGACUCAUCCUGAUACCACAAACUUCACCACCGCGAACACUAUCGCCCUCGGCAUCAACAACGCAUCUACCGUCAAAAUCUACAGUGAUCAUUGGUACCCAUAUGACAGCUGCUCGCCAGAGCACGUUGCCCAGGCUUCCUACGACCACCUCGUCAAUCAUACGCAGAUUACUGAUUUCAUUAAUAGCUACAAGGGCGAGAUUGCCGCAUCGAAGGCCGUUGGCAUGGAUUUCCUAGUUGGCGAGUCUAGCUCUAUCGCUUGUUCUGGACUCCAGAAUGUUUCCAACACUUACGGUCAAGCGCUUUGGAUGGCUGAUACCUACCUCUAUGCUGCGUCCAUCAACGUUACCAGAAUUUAUACCCAUCAAGGUGCUACUUUGAUCUCGCAAUCUAGCAACCAAAUCAACACUCCCGGAUACAGUUGGUACGACUUCUUCUACCCGUCCACCACUGCUCGCAACGGCCCAUCUCAAGCCAACCCUUCGUUCCACGGUCUCCUGCUCGUCGCUGACGCUAUGGGCAAUGCGAAGACUUCCCGCCUUGUAUCCUUCCCCGUAGCAUCCCAACCGACUCUGGCCAUAUACGCCAUCUGGGAUUCCUCUGCUCGCACUGGCGCUCCCGCCCGCGCAGUCAUCCUCAACCUCGGUGCCAAGAACGACCUAAGUGUUGAUCUUUCGUCCCUCUCUCCAACCGGUGUCAAGCGCCUCCACGCUCCUACCCGUAACGCCACCGAUUCCAAGACCGUCACCUACGCAGGCCAGAGCUGGGCCGAUGGUACUGGAUCAGGAACCCUUACCAUCGAGAAGCCCCUCGCCGAUGGAAGUGUUGCCGUUGGAGCCUAUGAGGCUGUUCUCGUUUACCUCGCGGGUGUCAACGGGACUGUUGCCGGAACUCCUGUUGGAACUGCUUCAGGCUCAUCGCCAACCAAAGCUAGCAGUGCUGGAAGGACCGCUACAUUCGCUGCUGGAGGUGCUUGGGUUGCGUUCGUUGGCGCUGCAUUGUCUCUUUUGUAA
This is a messenger RNA of Laccaria bicolor S238N-H82, 1695 nucleotides long. RefSeq names its product glycoside hydrolase family 79 protein. The transcript is spliced from 11 exons. The record is from RefSeq and is a predicted model, not a curated record. Lineage: Eukaryota; Fungi; Basidiomycota; Agaricomycetes; Agaricales; Hydnangiaceae. The coding region runs from base 1 to 1695 and encodes 564 amino acids.